AUGCCCGCCCAAAUCCUAGACGACAUUUCUCACCGGCGUUAUAACCCCCUUCGCGGGAGCUAUGUACUAGUAUCACCCCAUCGCACCAAGCGGCCAUGGCAAGGUGCGCAAGAGAGUCCUGGGACAAUCAAUCUUCCAGUCUACGAUCCGAAAUGCUACCUCUGUCCUGGAAACACACGAGCGUCGGGGGACCGGAACGAGCAGUACGAAAACACAUAUAGCUUUGUCAACGACUUUAGCGCCGUCAAGGAGUCACAGGCCGACUAUACUCCUCCGGACGAGCCUGGUAGUCUUGCCGGCCUGUUGCUCCAAGCAGAGCCGGUCAAGGGUAAAUGCUAUGUCCUCACCUUCAAUGCUGCACAUAACGUCACGCUGGCGGAUAUGUCGCCAGAGGAGAUCGUGCCGAUCGUGAAGACCUGGACCGAUAUCUAUGCAGCGCAUCUGUCGCCCAAGUCUCCUCUUGCCGCUCUGGCGAAGCCUACACAUCUGCCCCCGAGCUCUCAUGCUGGCCUCACCACGCCCCAUGAGCAAUAUAGGUGGAUGCAGAUUUUCGAGAACAAAGGAGCGGCGAUGGGCUGUUCGAACCCUCAUCCUCAUGGGCAGAUCUGGACUACGACAGCCAUGCCUGAAGAACCAGGUCUCGAGCUGGAGAACUUGCGGAAAUACCAUCGCCAACAGGGCGGGGUACAUCUACUGGUGGAUUAUGCACGACUAGAGCUGGAGAAACAGGAGCGAAUCGUCUUCCAGAAUGAUACGUUUCUGGUUGUCUGUCCAUGGUGGGCAACUUGGCCGUUUGAGACCAUGAUUCUGCCCGUCAAGCACUUGCGCUCUCUGAUUGAGCUAAACGACAAGGAGCAGUUCGACCUGGCCGAGGCUAUUGCCGAGGUGACUCGCAGAUACGACAAUCUCUUCGAGACCAGCUUCCCAUACAGCAUGGGCAUCCACCAAGCUCCACUGGACGGUACGGAGGAGGAGUUCGAAUGUUCCAGUCUCCACCUUCACUUUUACCCGCCGCUUUUGCGCAGCGCGACGGUCAGGAAGUUCCUGGUCGGCUAUGAGAUGCUGGGCGAGCCACAGAGAGAUAUCACCCCGGAGCAAGCAACGGUCCGCCUGCGGAAUUGUGGAGGAGAAUUGUACAGGAAGAAAUUGCAGAGCCAAGGAGAGCAGGGCUCAGGCAAGACCGAGGCUUGA
This is a messenger RNA of Exophiala aquamarina CBS 119918, 1191 nucleotides long. RefSeq names its product galactose-1-phosphate uridylyltransferase. Gene Ontology annotation, cellular component: cytoplasm. The record is from RefSeq and is a predicted model, not a curated record. NCBI's taxonomy places the organism in Eukaryota, Fungi, Ascomycota, Eurotiomycetes, Chaetothyriales, Herpotrichiellaceae. The coding region runs from base 1 to 1191 and encodes 396 amino acids. Gene Ontology annotation, molecular function: UDP-glucose:hexose-1-phosphate uridylyltransferase activity; zinc ion binding. The transcript has a single exon. Gene Ontology annotation, biological process: beta-D-galactose catabolic process via UDP-galactose, Leloir pathway.